This is a messenger RNA of Perca fluviatilis (European perch), 2909 nucleotides long. It is a transcript of the gene lactbl1b, whose product is annotated as lactamase, beta-like 1b. Lineage: Eukaryota; Metazoa; Chordata; Actinopteri; Perciformes; Percidae. The transcript is spliced from 8 exons. Bases 211 to 2079 code for a protein of 622 amino acids. The record is from RefSeq and is a predicted model, not a curated record.
GGCCAUUGGCUGUCUGUGAUGGUUAAUCCAGAAUGCUGGGUUUCAUACAAGCAGGAUUUAGCCAUAACCAUGAUACCAACAUCUGUCAGGAUCCCGCUUCGAGCUCCCGAACCCAGACGUCACAAAAGCGGAAUAUUUCUGUCUUAUUGUUUUGAUAAAAGAGGGAGAAGCAGUCAAUAGAUUCAGAUACUAAGCUGGUGCAGUGAAACCAUGGGCAAGACGGGGAGUAAAGUCCUCAGAGAAACCUCAGUGGACGGGGUUCAAGCCCAGCCUCCUCCUGCUGUGGCUGCUCCUGUUCCUGCUCCUGAUCCUGAUCCUGAUCCUGCUCCUUCUCCUGCUACCGUUAAAUUCGAAGGACUCACUAAAAUUAACAAGAUGAAGGUGAAAUGGACCCAGCUGGGUUUGGUCUUCUUUCUUGUUUUGUCACUGGUGAUGACAGGAUGCUUCUUCUGGCAAUAUCAGCUGCCCAAACUUCUGCCAGAUGAAGGGAUGGGUCGCAAUGCCAAAGCAGAGAUGAUGUGUCCUCGCUUCCCCGAGGCUCUCCAGCUGGAGCAUCCUAUCGCCAGUCUGAAAGAGGCCCUGGAAAAGGUGGACGUUUUGCUUCGGCAGAGCAUCAACCCUAUCAGCCUUCCCUCUCUGUCGGCCAUCGUAAUCUUAAAUGACACUGUUUUGUGGACCGGCAACUUUGGAAAAAGGAAUGCCAGUGACCCUCACUCAGGACCCCCGAAUGAGUACACAAUUUACAGAAUUGCAAGCCUAUCAAAAAUCUUCCCUACGCUGAUGCUGUACAAACUGUGGGAGGAUGGGAAGAUCGGCUCCCUGGAUGACCCUCUGGAAAAAUAUGUGGACAACUUCACCAUCAAAAACCCUCUGGGAAAGACGCGAGACUCUGAGCUGAAAUAUGUGACAGAUGGCCUGAUAUUUUUGGACAGCGGGGAGGUUCAGAUCCGCUCUUCCUCAGUCACCCUGCGCAGGAUGGUCAGCCAGCUCUCGGGUCUACCCAGGAGACUCCGGGCCACAAGUCUGCUUUGGAAAGGAAAAACACAAACUGCAAUCAAUCUGCUGCAAGACGAUGUCCUCGUAGCAGACCCAGGCACUAAAUGUCACUACAGCAACCUCGCCUUCUCACUGCUGGCUCAUGUGAUGGCUGAGCGAGUGGUCGCCGUUGACUACCAGCGGUGGAUUACAGACAACAUCCUGGACCGGCUGGGGAUGGAGGACACCGGCUUCGACAUCACCCCGGAGCUCCAGGGCCAGUUGGCUGUGGGAGUGUACUCCAACGGAAAGCCAGCCCCGCUCUAUGACCUGGGUUGGUACCGGCCUUCGGGUCAGAUGUUCUCCACGGCUGCAGACUUGGCCAAGCUCGCCAUGAUGCUGCUGGGCGCUUAUCACCGCAAGAUGCUGGAGCCAGACUCGUUGAAGAUCAUGCUGACCCCGCUCUUCAGGUGCGAUAAGGACUACUUUGCCAAUCGUACUGGGACGCCGUGGGAGGUGAAUGAAUUGAUGGGCUACGAGAUGGUGCGUAAAGAUGGCGAUCUGGACGGCUACUCUGCCACCUUCUCCCUGGUGCCCAGACUGAAGCUCGGUCUGGUGGUGCUCAUGGCUGGCAGCCGGUCUCAGAACCAGGACUUGGUCACCAAGGCCUACAACCACAUCAUACCAGCCAUAGAAAAAGCCUUUAGGGAGGCCAAGAAGGUCCUUUAUCCCCCGCCAAAGCCAGAACCUUACAUCGGCUUUUUCACCUACAGCAACAUCACAUUUUACGAGAUCAAAGUUGGGCCAGACGGAGUUCUGAUCAUGCAACAGUUUGGGCCUCAGAUUGAAGAGCUUAUCCCAGAAAAGUACAGGACAAUAAAGCUUAACUACCUGGUUGACCGGGUGUUCAGAGUGGUUUUUGAAAAGGAGUACCCUUGUGUUUUGAAAGUCGGCACGGCCUCAGUGUCCCUGGAAGCCCAAGAUGGCCAAUUAUUUAACUUCUACACAUUUGACAAGAGCGGUUUGUCCACUGGUUUUGAUGCACCAGGACUAAACACAUACAAUGUGGUGAGAAUAGCCCGCAAGCCAACCUUCUCGACCUGAACUGCAGCGAUGCUGCGGCCUAAAGACAAGUGGUGUGCCCUUGGGAUGUAAGGGACUCUAAACAAAAAGGACGCUGUGAAUAUUGCAAGACCAAAAGAAAAAGCUGGGGUCAUUUCGGCGGUCAUUUGUUCUCCAGAUUAACAGAGAGCGCACAAAGGGACAGCAAUGUGUAUAAUGUCCUGCACAGAAUGAUGUAUGGGACUGUCCUUCAUCAUGGAUCCCAACUAAACAUUCACACUAUGGCGAUAUGGUGCAUGUGUUUUUUUUCCUGCCUUCAUUUAAACCGCUGUAACAAUGUCUUGGUCUUUUCUGUCCUUGAGUUUUCAUGUGAGAGCGCAGCAGAACAAAACAUACUCCUGUUGUGGAGAAGAUUUCAUUUUCAAUUGUUGGACCAUGAUUGCAAUUCCACAAUGUCGGCUCAUACAUAUUACUACUACAAUAGCACUAUUGGGAGGAAAACAGUAUUUAAUUUCUUCGUGUUACUAUGAACUAUGCUUGUGACAGGUAGAAUUAUGAAAAUUUGUAUGACCCAAAUGAAUAUGCAUCCCUUUUUUUUAAAUGCUGAUGUUGCCACGGGUACAGAACUACUGAGUUAAUGUCAAGAAUCAAAAUAGUUUGGCUCCCUAAUGGGAGGCCAUUAAGGACAGAGAGGCUUUGGGCAUCAUGUGUGACUCUUUGCUGUUUAAUCCCAAAAGAAAUGGACUCCAAUUUGUCCUGACCUCUAACACCAAUAUAAAUAAUACACUGCUCUCCUACUGCUACAGGAAAAUGACAGAUUCAAGUGUACAAAAUAAAUCUCACAGGGCUUAGGCUGAUGUGUUACCUUUUCA